Messenger RNA from Colletotrichum orchidophilum, 993 nucleotides. RefSeq lists its product as uncharacterized. The transcript has a single exon. Bases 1 to 993 code for a protein of 330 amino acids. NCBI's taxonomy places the organism in Eukaryota, Fungi, Ascomycota, Sordariomycetes, Glomerellales, Glomerellaceae. The record is from RefSeq and is a predicted model, not a curated record.
AUGGCUGCUCCCUCAGCGAGUUUCGGCGCCACAGCUGCUCCUACCGUUGUCCUGGGCAGUGGUAACGAGGAGAAUGAUCCGUUUGCAUUCACGCCAAUCCAGCUCACUACGGUGACAGAGCAACGCGGCAUGCAUCAGAAGAACUCGGGGCCUGAUGAGGUGCAGAGACCUGACAUUCUUGACGAUUUGUGCCUCGGUCUACUCUUGCAGGCGCGCGUGGACCGCGUCAUCCACGGCCGCGCCGCAGAGUCGGGCCCCCAAGCCACGCUGGUGGUGUUUGGUUUCCGGUUUCACGGCCUCCAUGGCAACCGGCGGUUCAAGAGCGCGACCAUUACCGUCGUUUUCGAGGACGAGAAAGAACGCGGCGCCGACUACGAUCCCAAAGUGGUAGCGCUUUGGCCAAAUGGCGACUUCACCCUUGGCGAAGCCACUGCAGUGCAGGUUGAAGACACGGCAGCGGGCGAGGUCGGGGGUAAUGUCGAUAUACCGGCCGGCGCGCCAGUCGUCACGGUUGGGGCGCACUUUGUCCGCUCCUGGGAGAAGAAAAAGUUGUUCAGCCGGAAGCGCAGUUCGAAAUUAACUGGCUCCAUCUUCUUAGACUUCUCUGUCCGGGAACAUGGGCCGUCAAACGCCGUUCUCCUGACGCUAUCCGAAGACGAUGCGGCGGCAACCAGCGUCGUGGCAGAGUUUCGGGCAGCGGUGUUGCUGGAGCGCAAGAACGACACAGAUGUCUUCACGGCAAAGGUGAAGAUGACGGGCAAGGCCGAUUUCCUGCACAAAGCCACCCGGACCGUCCGGGACGUCACGCCCUUUGCUCCCGCCAACGACCCUGUCCGGUUCAAGCCGGGCAUCCAAUAUUUGCGACCGCCCACUGGGAGCACUGCCAUUGGGGGAAAUCUUUCGGCAAAGAUUGCAGACACCGAGCUGAGCGCAGACAAACUUGAGGGGCUCGCGGGGUUGCUGAGUACAACCGCUCUCACGGUUGCAGCCUAA